Messenger RNA from Vigna angularis (adzuki bean), 3000 nucleotides. RefSeq names its product protein ACTIVITY OF BC1 COMPLEX KINASE 8, chloroplastic. NCBI's taxonomy places the organism in Eukaryota, Viridiplantae, Streptophyta, Magnoliopsida, Fabales, Fabaceae. The coding region runs from base 157 to 2430 and encodes 757 amino acids. The transcript is spliced from 21 exons. Gene Ontology annotation, biological process: regulation of response to reactive oxygen species. The record is from RefSeq and is a predicted model, not a curated record.
ACCCCUUUCCCUCCUUUCUGUGUGUUCCACUCCACUCUUCCUUUGUCUCCUUCUACUUCCGUUCUCCACUGUCACAUUGGUUCUUCACUCCCCACGCCAUGAAAAUCACGCUCAAACUAUAAUCCUUAGCUAUUCUCUCUCUACAAACUUCCAUUCAUGGCUAUGUCUUCUCCUCUCCAUUUACCCGAACUCCAUUUUCUCUCUCCUCAAAUCACCCACAAACGCCGUAUUUCUCUCUCCAAACUCCCCUCCUCAGCUUAUUCCUUUUCCCGCCACGCCGCCUCCAACGUCACUCUCCGCGCCGCGCGAAUCCGCGCCUCCAGAGAUGAUUCAGCGUUGGCUGAGCGAGUGGAUGAUGUCAAAUGGAGCGGAAACGGCGUUCCUGCCGCUAAUGGAAGGGAUCGAGAUGUUGCCGGCGGCAAUGGCACCGUCGAGGGAUUCGCUAACGGCGCCAGUAAUGGGAGCUUGGUGACGUACGGUUACGAAAAUCAAAACGGAGUUGCUACGGAGGUGGUGGUGGAGAUUGAAGCGUCGAAGCUGAACGAGGAUGGGAGGAAGAAAAGGUUGGAGGAGAUUGGGAAAGAAGACGCGUGGUUUAAACAGACCGGGAGCGAACAAGUCGAGGUUGCAGUUGCGCCUGGGGGUCGUUGGAGCAGGUUCAAGACUUACUCUACAAUACAAAGAACUUUGGAAAUUUGGGGAUUUGUUGCCACGUUCGUUUUUAAGGCUUGGCUGGACAGCCAGAAGUUCUCUUACAAAGGAGGAAUGACUGAGGAAAAACAAACCUUAAGGCGGAAGGCCCUUGCUAAAUGGCUGAAGGAAAGCAUCCUGAGAUUAGGUCCUACAUUCAUCAAAAUUGGCCAGCAGUUCUCUACGAGAGUGGACAUUCUUCCUCAAGAAUAUGUUGACCAGUUGUCCGAACUUCAGGAUCAAGUUCCUCCAUUCCCUUCAGAGACCUCUGUAGCUAUUGUUGAAGACGAGCUUGGAUCUCCUAUAGGUGAUAUAUUUGAUCAGUUUGACUAUGAACCAAUAGCUGCUGCAAGUCUUGGUCAGGUUCAUCGUGCAAGAUUAAAGGGACAGGAGGUUGUUAUUAAAGUGCAAAGGCCUGGUCUCAAGGAUCUUUUUGAUAUUGAUCUUAAAAACUUGAGGGUUAUUGCUGAAUAUCUUCAAAAGCUUGAUCCAAAAUCAGAUGGUGCAAAGAGGGAUUGGGUUGCUAUUUAUGAUGAGUGUGCCUCUGUCUUAUAUGAGGAGAUUGAUUACACAAAGGAGGCUGCUAAUGCAGAAUUGUUUGCUAGUAACUUUAAGAACAUGGAUUAUGUGAAAGUUCCUACAAUAUACUGGGAUUAUACAACACCACAGAUUCUGACAAUGGAAUAUGUUCCAGGAAUUAAAAUAAACAAAAUACAAGCUUUAGAUCAAUUGGGUGUUGACCGCAAAAGGAUAGGAAGAUAUGCCGUUGAGUCAUACUUGGAACAAAUUUUAUCACAUGGUUUCUUCCAUGCCGACCCCCAUCCUGGAAAUAUUGCAGUUGAUGAUGUCAAUGGUGGAAGAUUGAUCUUCUAUGAUUUUGGAAUGAUGGGGAGUAUCAGUCCAAAUAUUCGAGAAGGUUUGCUUGAAACAUUUUAUGGGGUUUAUGAGAAAGAUCCAGACAAGGUUCUACAAGCAAUGAUUCAAAUGGGAGUUCUUGUCCCUACCGGAGAUAUGACUGCUGUUAGAAGAACAGCACAAUUUUUCCUUAACAGUUUUGAAGAGCGCCUGGCUGCACAAAGGCGUGAGAGAGAAGAAGCAACAACUGAACUUGGAUUCAAAAAACCAUUAAGCAAGGAGGAAAAAAUUAAGAAGAAGAAACAACGUCUGGCUGCUAUUGGUGAAGAUUUAUUAUCUAUUGCAGCAGACCAGCCAUUCCGAUUUCCUGCUACAUUUACAUUUGUUGUUAGAGCCUUCUCAGUGUUGGAUGGCAUUGGAAAGGGGCUUGACCCACGCUUUGACAUUACUGAGAUUGCCAAACCUUACGCUCUUGAGUUGCUGAGGUUUCGUGAAGCUGGGGUUGAGGUUGUCCUGAAGGACUUCAGGAAGAGAUGGGAUAGACAAUCUCAAGCAUUUUACAACUUGUUUAGACAGGCUGAUAGAAUUGACAAGCUUGCUGAAAUUAUCCAAAGACUGGAGCAAGGUGAUCUAAAGCUCCGAGUUAGAACUUUGGAAUCUGAGAGGGCAUUCCAACGUGUUGCUGCAGUCCAGAAGACUAUAGGGAAUGCAGUGGCUGCUGGGAGCCUAAUCAAUCUUGCAACUGUUUUGUAUCUCAAUUCAAUUCGUAUGCCUGCCAUUGUAGCAUAUAUCUUCUGUGCAAUCUUUGCUUUUCAAGUGCUCUUUGGCAUUGUAAAGGUCAAGAAGCUAGAUGAACGGGAACGAUUGAUAACAGGAACUGCAUAAGCAGCUAGAUGAUUAACGACCGAGAAAUAGCACAUGUUCAUUCAUGGUUACAACUCAACAACCAGAGCAUGAAAGAUGAAAUGAUCCGGGAGAUGAUAGAAAGCAAUACCCAAUAUUUCGAAAGAGUUUCAGUAAGUACACAAAUUUGAAUUAGCAAGCGAUGGGGUGUAACUCUACCUAAAUUGACAAGGCUCUUAACCAGGAAGUACUUUAAGGAAGAAGAGCACCUGUUAAUUAACAGCGAGUGCGAUUAAGUAGAGAAAUUUCAUAAGUACUUAGAGCCACAUUUUUGUCAUUACACCCAAUCUCACUCCCAAAAUAAAAAUAAUAAUUUCAUGUAAUAGCCGUAUAGUAACUUGUAUAGGCAUGAUAAAGAAUUUGCAUAUACACAGUUACAUUGCACUCCCGAAUUGAACCGAAAUUUGUCAAAGUUUAGCUAUUGUCUAUAUAGCAUGACUGUUGUAAUAACUAUAGUGUAUGAUGCAGCUUCCAACAAAAGUUGAAGAGGAAGGUUUGCCAGAAAUUUUUCUUCCAUGGAUUUAUUUCAAUGAAAAAUGUCUGCAUGUGUCA